AAGGUUCGAUUUCCGGCUGGUGCAACGUUUGUAAUAUUUUUUUGUUAAUUUCAAUUUGGGUUGAAUUGAAAAACGACGUCGUAACAUUAUUUUCAGGCUUUUAUCUUUGUACGAUCGUACCAAUGUACCAUUUCCAAUUUCAUCUGGAAAAAAUACACCACAACAAUGAAUGCUGCAUCCAAUUCCAGAACCGAUUUUAUUGCAGACUACGCCGGAGACAGCGAUUCCGACACAAACUCCGACGAAAUCGCCGAUUACUACCAACCGAUCUCUUCAAUUGACGGCAACGAAGACGGCAAUUUGAAUAAUCCGAAUAUCAACGGAUAUCAUGAUCCGAACGACGCGGUUAAUCAACACAGCAGCUUAAGCAACGGCCAUGAUUACUCUGCUGCCGCUGAGAAUGGGGUGAGAGCGCUGAAUCUGAGCGAAGAUGAGGUGGAGAGAGAAAGUGAAGCUGAGGUUGAAGAAGAGGAUGAGCAGAGAAUGGGAGUGGACUUGGAUAGUGCGAUGAGGAGAGCAAUUGAGGAAGAUGAGAGCCGGAGAAAUGCCCCGUUGUCGUCGGAGAAUGCAGUGAGAGUGAUGGAAGCUAUGCGUGGUGUUUCCUUCCCCGGAAUGCCUCCUGAUUGGGUUAGUGACUUGCCGGAGGAUCGAUGGGUUCAUCAACUCCAACGCCUCUGCCAGCCGCCUCAUUCUACUGCUUGAUCUGUGUGUGCAUUGUGCAAUGAUGUUUGGAGUUUUCGGUUUGAUUUGUUUUUGUAAUUUGAUCAUCUGAAUUGGAGUACAUUUUAUGUUUCUGAUAAUUAUAGGCUUAGCUCAGACAAUAUAUUAUGGUUACUGAGUUUUUCAUACACUAAGAAUAAUCGCUUAUUACAAGUUCA
Molecule: messenger RNA, 878 nt
Organism: Chenopodium quinoa (quinoa)
Lineage: Eukaryota; Viridiplantae; Streptophyta; Magnoliopsida; Caryophyllales; Amaranthaceae
Exons: 2
Coding region: 166-702 (178 amino acids)
Source: RefSeq, a predicted model, not a curated record